Messenger RNA from Prorocentrum cordatum, 411 nucleotides. The record is from the annotation of a GenBank genome assembly. Lineage: Eukaryota; Dinophyceae; Prorocentrales; Prorocentraceae.
AUGGUUCUGGGAUUGCCGACAUUCAUUCUGUCACUUUUCUGGUGCGCUGCUGGGAUGUCAAAUCAGACAGCGAAGAAAGACCGCAUGAAUUUGGUCUUCAUGUUUCCAGACACGCUUCGAGCUGAGUCGUUCUCGUCAUACGGCCACCCUCUCCAGACCACACCCAACCUGGAUAAGUUUGCAAAGUCUGCCGUGCGCUUCGAGCAGGCACAUGCUUUGCAUACACAGUGCACGCCCUCUCGGGUAACCAUGCUGACUGGCCGGUACAUGCAUGUGCUGGGCCACCGCACACAGACACAUUUGAUUCAGCCGUACGAGUUCAAUUACUUCCAGAUCCUGAAGGACAAUGGAUACCACAUUAAAUACAUCGGGAAGAACGAUGCUUUCUCUAGAGCUUGGCGGAUUCAAUGA